Molecule: messenger RNA, 1262 nt
Organism: Brassica rapa (field mustard)
Lineage: Eukaryota; Viridiplantae; Streptophyta; Magnoliopsida; Brassicales; Brassicaceae
Product: jacalin-related lectin 24
Source: RefSeq, a predicted model, not a curated record
UUUCAUGGUGUCUAUUGUAAACCAGGUUUUGGUCAAACGAAGAGGUCUUCUUAAGCACAAUUUUCAAGGGUUCACUUCAAUGUCCUAUACUUGGAAACUUGUCUAGCUUGCUCCCAAUGAACAUAAAUUUAAAUGCAUGACGACUCUCCACAGUUCUACCUAACACAGUAUCUUAUAUAAUCGUCCUUAGUCUCUCUUUCUCUCUAUCCUCCUAACACUACUUUAUCUGUAUAUUAUAUAGAGAUGAUACGAGCAGGACAUGUAGGGGGAAUAGUGACGUGGAACCGUGAUGAUUUUGCUGAGCUGGGUGUUGAAUGGUACGUGCCAGAAGACACUGAAUGGGACGAGAAAGGACGGACCAUGAUCUCUCACAUCUACGUUUCUUAUGAUGCAACCAUAACAUCUAUUCAGUUUGGCUACUAUGAAAAUGAAGCUCUAGUCCUGUCUGAAAGGCACGGUCCCCCUGACAACCCUGGUAACUUCUCAACGGAGUUUGUGACGGUGAAACUGGUUCAAGAUGAGUAUGUGACUGGAUUGAGUGGAAAUGAAGACUUGUUAGGAGGAAUCUGUAAUUUGACGUUUCACACUAACCUUGGGAAGCACGGACCCAUUGGAAAGUUCAAGGAUAACUAUCCAAGUGGUUCCAAAGUUUUUGAUUCAGAGAUACGUGAUCGACGUGGGUUUGGGGGUUUCUUUGGGUCUUACAACUCAAAUGGUCUGUCAUCUAUUGGUAUCUAUGUGAGUCCCACUGCAAGUUCCGAGAAGGUGGUUGAAAGUGAAAACGUCGGACUAAGUCAACGUCUUGUAGCACCCUUUCAAUAGUAUUUUGGUUUUGUCUAAAAUAAUGUAGCUUCAAUGGAGCAUGCAAUGUCCUUGUGUCAUCUUUCUAUCUCAAGUAAUAAAGAGCCUAUUUGCCUAAAGUCUCUUUUCUUUUUGGGUUUAGAAUAUGAAAAGAUUUUACUAAUGUUCAACAAAAUGAAGUAGCUGUGUGAACACUACACUAGUAGCUAAAAAUCACACAUUGCCAAAACAGCAAAUAUAUUGUUGUUCCACAGAUUCACACACUGCCUUUUGAGUACAUUUGGUAUAUGAUUCAUAUAGAAACAGAGGGAAAGCAGAGAGAAGACACAAAAACUAACUUCAACUAGAACAAAACUCCACAGUGAAAACUGAGUACAGACUCAAAACGCUCAACUGUUUUUAACUACCAGAAGUUUACUAAAAGACCAAACAUAAGUCACUGAAAGAAACAAACAAAGUUA